Molecule: messenger RNA, 6292 nt
Organism: Mirounga angustirostris (Northern elephant seal)
Lineage: Eukaryota; Metazoa; Chordata; Mammalia; Carnivora; Phocidae
Gene: MMRN2
Product: multimerin 2
Exons: 7
Coding region: 100-2862 (920 amino acids)
Molecular function (GO): protein binding
Source: RefSeq, a predicted model, not a curated record
UGCUUUCUUUUCCUUCUGAGACUUAACUUGAAGACGACGUCACCCUCACCAGCAGUUUGUGGAGUCCCUUGCUGCAGCUGAGCCUGCCCCACUGCCAAGAUGAUCCUGACACUGCUGCUCGGCCUCGGAGGGCCCCUGGGCUGGGGGCUGCUGGGGGCCUCGGCCCAGGCCCCAGGUAGCGGGCUCUCGGAUCCACACAACCCAAGGCUGCCUGGGGUCUGGAGGGCGGAGGCUGAGGACACCGGCAGGGACCCCAGCAGAAGUAACUGGUGCCCUUACCAGAAGUCCAGGCUGGUCACCUUUGUAGCUGCUUGCAAAACGGAGAAAUUCCUCGUCCACUCACAGCAGCCAUGUCCACAGGGGACUCUGGACUGCCAGAAAGUCAAAGUCAUGUAUCGCAUGGCACACAAGCCGGUGUACCAGGUCAAGCAGAAGGUGCUGGCCUCCGUGGCCUGGAGGUGCUGCCCUGGCUUUGCGGGCCCUGACUGCCAGCACCACGAUCCCACGGCAAUCCCUGAGCCUGAAGAUCUAGGUGAUGGCCUCCAGGAGCCUUGGGAUGGGCCAGUCGGCUUUGAACCUGGCCACCCGGCGGCUGAGCCCAGCAACAUCAUGGAGCGGCAGGAACACUUGCUGGGAGAUCUCCAGAAUGACGUUCACCAGGUGGCAGACAGCCUCCCGGGCCAGUGGAAGGCCCUGGCAAGCAAUCUCACAGCUGCCACGAUCGAGGCAAAUCAGACAGAGCCUGAGGCGCCUGGCAGAUCCUUGGAGCAAGUGCUACUGCCCCACGUGGACGCCUUCCUACAGGUGCAUUUCAGCCCCAUGUGGAGGAGCCUCAACCAAAGUCUGCACAGCCUCUCCCAAGCCAUAAGAAACCUGUCUCUUGAUGUGGAGGCCAACCAACAGGCCAUCAGGGGGGUCCAGGAGAGCUCGGUGGCCAGGGCUGACUUCCAGGAGCUUGGGGCCAAAUUUGAGAGCAAGGUCCAGGAGAACGCCCUGAGAGUGGGGCAGUUGCGGCAGGAUGUGGAGGAACGCAUGCACGCCCAGCACCUCUCCCUGCAGCAGUCGCUCUCCCAGGUCGAGGCGGACGUGGACGCCAAGUUGAAGAGGUUCCUUAAGGCCCAGGAGCCGGUGGGGGCCAACGGCAGCCUGGUCCCGGCCGCGGCAGGGGCAGGGGCAGGGGCCAGGCCAGAGCCGGAGAGCCUGCAGGCCAGGCUGGGCCAGCUGCAGAGGAACCUGUCGGCGCUGCACGCGGCCGCGGGCCGCAGGGAAGAGGAGUUACAGAGCACCCUGGCGGACAUGAGGGCCACCCUGGCGCAGCACGUGGAUGAGAUCAAGGAGCUGUAUUCGGAGUCCGAUGAGACCUUCGAUCAGAUCAGCAAGGUGGAGCGGCAGCUGGAGGAGCUGCAGGUGAACCACACGGCGCUGCGCGAGCUGCGCAUCAUCCUGAUGGAGAAGUCGCUGAUCAUGGAGGAGAACAAGGAGGAGAUGGAGCGGCAGCUCCUGGAGCUCAACCUCACCCUCCAGCACCUGCAGGGCGGCCACGCCGACCUCAUCAAGUACGUCAAGGACUGCAACUGCCAGAAGCUCUACUUCGACCUGGACGUCAUCCGCGAGGGCCAGAGGGACACCACGCGCGCCCUGGAGGAGGCGCAGGUGAGCCUGGACGAGCGGCACCAGCGCGACGGCUCGUCCCUGCAGGCCCUGAGCGGCACGGUGGCGGCGCUGUCGCGGGCGGUGGACGCGCAGCGGGCGGAGGGCGAGCGGGCGCGGGCCGACGCGGCGCGGCUGCGGAGCCAGCUGCGGGCGCUGGACGGCGAGGCGAGCGCGCUGCGGGCGGCGCACGGGGAGAUGCGGGCCGAGGUGGGCCAGCUGCACAGCUACUUCACGGCCCUGCUGGACGACGCGCUGCGGCACGAGGCCGUGCUGGCCGCCCUGUUCGGCGAGGAGGUGAUGGAGCAGAUGGCGGAGGAGGCGCCCGGCCCGCUGCCCCUGCGCUACGAGCAGAUCCGCGCCGGCCUGCGGGACGCCGCCAGCGGGCUGCGGGAGCAGGCGCUCGCCUGGGCCGCGCUGGCCGCGCGGGUGGCGGCCCUGGAGCGGGCGGCCGAGGCCGGCGGGCCCACCCCGGCGGGGCUGGCGCAGGAGCUGGAGCGCCUGGACGCCGACCUCCGGCGGGUGGGCCUGUGCUGCGAGGCUUCGGGGGCCUCCCCCCGCAACCGCUCCCUCGAGGGCCUCCACGAGGCGCUGGCCGCCACCGAGCGCGACUUGGAACACCACCAGCGCCUCUUCCACAGCCUCUUCGGAAACUUCCAAGGGCUUGUGGCUGCCAACGUCAGCCUGGACCUGGGGAAGCUGCAGACCAUGCUGAGCAGGAAAGGGAAGAGGCAGAAGGGUCCGGAAGCUCCCCGGAGGAGGGACCGGAAGCAAGCGGAGACUUGGACGGGUGAGCCUGUCCGAAGGCGGGUGCUCUGGGAGGCAGGCUCCCCUGUGGCCUUCUAUGCCGGCUUUUCAGAAGGCACGGCUGUGCUGCAGACAGUCAAGUUCAACGCCACUUACAUCAACAUCGGCAGCAGCUACUUCCCUGACCAUGGCUACUUCCGAGCCCCUGAGCGUGGCGUCUAUCUGUUUGCGGUGAGCGUUGAAUUUGGCCCGGGGUCAGGCGCCGGGCAGCUGGUGUUUGGAGGUCACCAUCAGACCCCUGUCAGUUCCACCGAGGAGGGGAGGGGUAGAAGCACGGCCACGACCUUCGCUAUGGUCGAGCUGCAGAAAGGUGAGAGGGUGUGGUUUGAGUUAACCCAGGGAUCAGUCAUCAAGAGAAACCCACCAGGCACUGCAUUCGGGGGAUUCCUGAUGUUCAAGACCUGAACGCCGGGCACAGCCCUGACCAGACGUCGUGGACUCACCCAGCUCUCCUUGGCCUGGAGCUCUGGCCAGGGUUGGUCUGGAGACCAUCCAGUUGGUCUAGUUCUUCCUGGAAAACUUCUGCAAAGACGAUGCGGUAUUUGGGGCCUUCCUCUAGAUGCACUGGGUUUGCCUGUUUCUUAAUGACGAGAAGAACUGGAAGGCUUCUGUCUGGGCCGAACCUGGCCCGGGGAAGUGUGAACCUUAGCUUGGCGUGCCGUCUGAGGCAGGAUGGCAUCGUGGGCUUCAGCUCUUUGCCACACCCUGGGUCCUGCAGCUUCUUUGGUGUAUUGCUCCUCCUGUGGUUGGAAACUUUAGAACUUUCUCCCACUUCUUCUCCCUAAUCUUAUGCUAGAAAAUCAUUCCUCCCCAGAAGGACUAUGUUUAAAAUGGAGGCGACAUCUUGGACAAUGUUGGAAACCAGUCUCCACCCACUACAGGGCAGUAGGGGAAAACCGACCUGUUUGGCUUCUAUUAGAAAUGGGGACAAAGGCCUCGUUGAGUUAACCAAAGGAGACAAAAUUCCCUUUCCCUCAGUUUCGGUCCUUCCUCGAAUUUAUCUGUAACCUUAAUUCCACUUCUUUUUCUCCUUGCCUCCACAUGGUAAAGGCCAAGACAUGUCAAAACAUGAACUAAAAUGUGUACAGCCUUCACCCUUUUUACUUCCUCCACUCGCUGAUGACCAUCCUCAUUCUCAUGAGCAUCUCUAACCAGGAAGGAGGCUGAGGGAGGUAGGGAAGGACGAUUGUCAAAAUCUCCUUCGGUAGUGAUCAGCUCUGGAAUAAAGCAAUGCCCUUCAAAUCUCGGCCUGGUUUCUUUAUGGAGAGCGAAAGGAUUCGGUAAAGGAGGUAGAAAUAUGGGACAAAAUGAAACGGUUUGGGAUAAAUGUGACUCUCAUGAUUCCAGGCUGUAUUUGCCAUCACAGUUCCAGUAAGUUCUGCGUGACACGUUCAGAGCCCCCCCAGCAGGCUGCGGGGAGAGUACUGGCUUAGACAGUUACACUUCGGAGUUGCAGCUCUUCCCGCAGUAUCCGUGUAGGGUUUUCAGAACAUUACGGUCCCUGCAGCAAACGGGCUUGCGAGAGCAGCCCUCUGGUUGUCAGGACGUGUUCGUGUUGUGGUAGUCAGGUACCCCAUGUGUGGGGAACAUACUCUUCUCCAUAACAAAACUGGAUGGGACGGGGCAGUGAACAAGGACAGGAGUUGGUUGUCAGGGCUCACAAGGGUCUCAGCCCUUCUCCUUGUUUCCUAAGGGUCAUUAAAUCAAACGGUUGUCCCCCAGAACUUAUUUCCCACUAAGCUUUGUGUGCUCGAUAUGCUAAAACAUCAGCGUUAAAAGGAAGAGUAUGCCAGGCCACUCUGGUGCGGACGGUAAAUCACCACCUCUUGAACCGUUUCCAUCGGUGGUAUGAGGCAGUCGGUCGAAUAGCUUUCAUUAAGUAUCUUGGUGUUUUAUUACCUUGACCACAGGGUUGACUCUGGCCUUCCUGCCCUUCCCUCCGGCCAGAGCCUCUUGCCCGGUGCAGCUCUCAGCUGCCGAGACUAAUGGCAACCCAAGGCAUGAUGUACUGGGGCCGUUCUCGCCCAAAUUUGGAGAGCCGGUAGCCCGUCGCCCUGGCCGCUAGAAAGCCCUUGCCGUGUCUUCCUUCUGCUCCAUCUCGCUCUUACUGGGCAAGCUGUACUGAUGACUAAGUGGAGAUCUGAGGGUGGUGCGGUCUUACCAUCUAAGAUUUUCGCUUGGAAUGGCUUGCACAUAAUAAGCGGAGUGAACUGAUCUCCAUAAGGGGCACCUGCCCCCCGCUGCUCACGUGGCCACUGCUCUUAACGGGGUUAUGAAUGCAAGCGCUAACUGGUAAACUCGGCCAGCAGCGUGGACGAGUCCCUCCAGAAGUUUCUGGGAUGAGAACUAGAGAAACAAUGGUUCUUUUAAAUAGGAUGCUUUCCAUUCAACAAAACCAAUUUCACAAAACCUUAAUACCCAGUUUAAGUGCAAAUUUCCUGUUUAAACACUUCUAUGAUGAGGACACCAGAUUAACAAGAAUUCUAAAGUUCACUUGACAGGUUUCUUAUCUCCACUAAGGCAUCUAAUAUCUCUGGGUGCAGACUCUUUGCCAGUGCUCCCUAAAUAGACCCCCGGUUACCCAGGCCAAUGUUAGGACACCCUUCACUCGUGGCAUCCAGAACAAGGCAAUGGACUGAGCACAGAGUGGUAUCAUACCUCCCCAGAUCUGAUGGAGAAACAGAUUCAAAAAUAAUACUGAAAAACAGGAAAGGGUGCCAUAAGCCGAUCAGAAAAUUUUCAUAAUUUCUGCAAAAAGGGAAGUAGAAGGAUUGACUAUAAAAUGAAAUAGCAACAGGAAACCAUAACCCAAAACAUUUGAGACUGUUGGAGAUGGGAGCGAUUUCAGGGGAACCCCAAACUCAAACUCAGCCCCUAACACGCUUGGGGGGAGUGAGUGGAGGAGGAGCAGCCGAGGGGCAGCCCCAGCGGGUCCCGGCUGUCGCUUGCCCCUGCUAAGCGGCUAGCAGCGGUGGCCUCUGCCUGGAGUCCGGCAGCGCGGGUCCAUCCUGGGCCCCCAGCUGCAGGCGGCCACGGACUCUCUGGAGGCAGGAAGCUCCCAGACGACAUGCACAACCUAACCGAAGUCUGGGCCCGCGGCAGUCAAUCCCGAGGUGUGUCCCCACACACAGCACAAUGCCAAAGUAACACCUGACCUCUGCUUUUAUUUCAGAAACAACUUGUAGUUUAGAAACACUGUGGAGAGGAUAUGUAUGGUCUGUAAACAAUGUUUCUGAAAGCUCUCCUUUCCUCUCAUGCUCUGCCACUCUGCUGGUAUCCCAGGACAUUUGUCUCGAAAACAUCCACAACUCCAGUCCAGCUCUAGCCUGAGCGGGAUUGCUCCAUCCUCCUCUGUCAGGAAAGCUCCCCCAAACCUGGCCUAACAAUGACAAAACUCGCUGAGGUGGGGGUGGGGGGAGGUAAAUACGCAGAGUGGGAAAAGCCUGAAUCCUAGGCAAGAAGAAAGGAGCACUUCUUAAUUGUUGCUCUAAGAAACCGCUGUUGCCCCAUCACUUCUUGAUAAAAACAGGAAGCCGAGAAACACAGAACUGAGGGGAGCAGGGGUUCACACCAAAUACAAAGGUGAGCAACUAUGCCAAAGUGCCAAACAUUUGUGGAAAACUAGUGUCAUGAAGAAGAGGAUCCAAAACUCAAAAAACUGAAGAUUUUGGAACAUACACGUCUCUAGAAACAAUACAGGAAACUGGAAAUCUUAUUUGCCACUCAGGUCCUGGUCUCUAAAUACCAUCCUUCCUGAGGGAAUCAGAGAGCCUUGGAGAAAUGGCUGACUCCAUGGCUGGGGCAGGGAAACUACCAGAUGCCCUUGGAACAUCUU